ACGCUCUAAAGCUAUAAACAUUACGUACUCUUCCGUUCUCCAACAAUGAAAAACUGCGAAAAGAACAGUGUCAUAAACCAAAAUACCCCGAAAAGAGCCAAAACCAAAAGGCAAUGGAGCAGCAGCAAACACAGCAACUUGAAAUAAUCUCUGCAGGAAACUCAUUCACCAUUUUGCCUUCAUCAGCCCAAGUCGAGUUCCUUCCACCCAGAGGUGGAUAAAUAAGUUUACACCAAGAACCCAACAAAGAAGAGAACUUUCCUCUGUUUCUCAUCUCCAGGAAAUUCAUCACAGGAGAGUAAUCAAAGAAGAAGAAGAAGAAAAUAUGGUUCUGUUCCCAUCUUUCUUCAACGGCUUGGCGAGAACGAUGUCCUCAUCGUCCUCGUCGUUGAAGAAAACAAAGAGCUUGGAGAGAGAUGCCGCCGCCGCCGGCGGCGGUGGAAAAGAAGCUGCGGAGGAGCUGACUAAGGAUGCUAAACGCAAUGAGCUGAUUCUGAGCUCCUCUGGGAUUGUGAAGUCAACCAAGUCCAACAAUUUCGCUUCCGUCUGCUCUAGGAGAGGCCAGAAGGGUGUCAAUCAGGAUUGCCUCGUCGUUUGGGAGGAAUUCGGGUGCCAGGAAGACAUGACGUUCUGCGGGGUGUUUGAUGGUCACGGGCCAUGGGGCCAUGUGGUGGCCAAAAAAGUUCGAGAAUCAGUCCCGCCAUCUCUGCUCUGCAACUGGCAGAGGACUCUGCAAUCCUCUCUCAACGUGGAGAUGGAAUUGGGAGGGCUAUUGAAUCAAAAUGAGGACGACUUGAUUCUCCGCCACAGCAACCAGCAGCACCGGUUCGACAUCUGGAAGGAGUCGUAUCUCGAGACUUACGCCGCCAUUGAUCAGCAGCUGAAACAGAGUCACCCCAAGAUCGACACUUUCUUCAGCGGCACCACUGCUCUCACCAUUGUCAAACAGAGGAACCAUCUGGUGAUCGCCAACGUCGGCGAUUCCAGAGCUGUGUUGGCCACAAUUUCGGAUAACGGCGCCCUGUCAGCCGUGCAACUCACCGUCGAUUUCAAGCCCAAUUUACCUGAGGAAGCAGAGCGAAUCAAGAGCUGCAGGGGCAGAGUGUUCUGCCUGCAGGACGAGCCAGGGGUGUACAGAGUGUGGAGGCAGAGCGGGAAGACGCCAGGGCUGGCGAUAUCCAGAGCGUUUGGCGACUACUGCCUCAAGGAAUUCGGGCUGAUCUCGGUGCCCGAGGUGACCCAACUGAGCAUUACGAGCAGAGAUCAGUUCAUGAUCCUGGCGAGCGACGGAGUCUGGGAUGUGGUGUCGAACCAGGAAGCCGUGCGGAUCGUUGCGGCGGCGGCGACGGCGGUGGGGGACGGUGGUGGAAGGGAGAAAUGUGCGAGGAGGCUGGUGGAAUACGCGUCUCGAGCGUGGAAGCGGAAGCGAGGCGGGGUGGCCAUGGAUGAUAUGUCGGCGAUCUGUCUCUUCUUUCAUGAGGUUGAGCCAUCGCCGGGAGGAGAUGGUGCGGAGAGUGAGAAGAAGAAGUGUUUGGAUUAGGGCGACGACGGACCAUUUUGGGGGAUGAUCGGAUGGGGUAAAAAUGUACAGGGGAGUGCGUAAAAGAGCAGAGGUGAUAUCUUUUUAUUAUGGUUAAGGUUGGUUAAAGGUGUUAACAUUCGUGGUAUUUGUAAUGGUUUGAUAAUGUUCGUUAGUGAAUGUUGUUGUAUGGAAAAAGCACAGAUAUAUUUUGUUGGACGAUUGAUUGAUUCAAAAUACUUAUGAAAU
Linum tenue is the source of this 1768-nucleotide messenger RNA. Lineage: Eukaryota; Viridiplantae; Streptophyta; Magnoliopsida; Malpighiales; Linaceae. The record is from the annotation of a GenBank genome assembly.